CCCAAUCAAACAAGCCACAUUUAUUUCACAGUCCAUACUCAAUACAACGAUGGACGCUCAAAUACACCUCCAAGACCCACACAGGGAAGCCAUUGAAGGCUUUUCCGAGACCAACAAUAACAAACCCAUGUCCAGAUUUCAUUCAAACAACGUACUUCAAGGUUUGAAGAACAACUUGGCCUUCCGAUCCAAAUGGGGCGAAUUGAAUGGUGCGAUGGGGGAUUUGGGAACUUAUAUACCAAUAGUGAUUGCCCUAACACUAGUGGCAGACCUUAAUCUAGGCACAACACUGAUAUUCACUGGUGUGUACAAUUUUGUCACUGGUGUCAUAUACGGUGUUCCAAUGCCAGUCCAACCAAUGAAAUCGAUUGCUGCUGCGGCUAUCUCAAGUGGGUCGGAUUUCGGUGUCCCGGAAAUAAUGGCUGCCGGAGUUUUGACCGGAGGAAUCUUGUUUGUUCUGGGUGUGACAGGGUUGAUGCAAUUCGUGUAUAAGUUAAUUCCUCUCUGUGUUGUUAGGGGGAUUCAGCUCUCACAAGGCUUGUCAUUUGCAUUGACUGCUGUGAAAUACAUCAGAGAUAUUCAGGAUUUCUCUAAAAAGUCAAAACCUAAAGGUGAAAGGCACUGGUUGGGAUUGGAUGGGUUGCUUCUGGCACUUGUGUGUGCUUGCUUUAUUAUAAUCAUCAAUGGUGCAGGGGAGGACGGAAGUAAUGGAAGAGAGACUGAUAGGGAAAUGGGUAUUGAAGAAAGGCCAAGGAGUAAGGGUUCAAAAUUGAGGGAGAUUGUGUAUUCACUUCCUUCUGCACUCAUGGUGUUUCUGUUGGGUGUAGUGUUGGCUUUCAUAAGAAAGCCUGAUUUAGUGAAAGGCUUCAAGUUUGGUCCAUCUCCUAUAAAAAUUGUGGAGAUGACAAAACAUUCAUGGAAGAAAGGGUUUAUUAAAGGGACAAUUCCUCAACUUCCAUUAUCCAUAUUGAAUUCAGUGAUUGCGGUUUGUAAAUUGUCAUCAGAUCUUUUUCCAGGCAAAGACUUCUCGGCCUCAUCGGUGUCGGUUACCGUAGGCCUAAUGAACUUGGUGGGAUGUUGGUUUGGUGCCAUGCCUUGUUGCCAUGGUGCAGGUGGUCUUGCUGGGCAGUACAAGUUUGGAGGGAGAAGUGGUGGGUGUGUUGCCAUUCUUGGUGUAGUGAAAUUGGUCUUGGGUUUGGUUUUGGGGACUUCAUUGGUGAUGGUGCUGAACCAGUUUCCUGUUGGGGUGUUGGGGGUGCUACUAUUAUUUGCUGGGGUUGAGCUAGCCAUGGCUGCAAGGGACAUGAACACAAAGGAGGAUGUCUUUGUGAUGCUCCUAUGCACUGCUGUUUCACUUGUGGGUUCAAGUGCAGCACUUGGGUUUCUGUGUGGAAUUGUUGUGUAUGUUGUGCUCAGGCUGAGAAACUUGGGCAAAUCUACUAUUUAGAUUGGUUAAACUCUGUUUUUUGCUGUUAAGCCCCCAAACUAGAUGAGGAGGGGAGACUCCAACCGCCCUUGGGCAUUACUUGCAUGCCGUUUGUUCCCAUGCCGUUCAUGUCCAUGGAAAUAAAAUCAUCAACAAUCUUUAACUACAUCACAA
Molecule: messenger RNA, 1600 nt
Organism: Tripterygium wilfordii
Lineage: Eukaryota; Viridiplantae; Streptophyta; Magnoliopsida; Celastrales; Celastraceae
Product: molybdate transporter 1
Exons: 1
Coding region: 50-1447 (465 amino acids)
Biological process (GO): molybdate ion transport
Molecular function (GO): molybdate ion transmembrane transporter activity
Source: RefSeq, a predicted model, not a curated record